AUGAGAGAUUUAUCAUUACAUGGGCAACAUGACAGAAGACCAAUUUAAAAGAAUUAUAUAUUAUUUAGUACGGAGCCCCGUAAAGCAGUGUAAAAACGUACGUCGUUUAAACUUCAUUUUGUUUGAUGAAAUAAGUGUUUAGACAUUGGAAAGACCAGUGAUGCUACCAAUGGAGGGACAAAACAUCAACAAAAGUUCGCCGCUAAUUGAUGAUAAUUGUAAAGUUGAUAAAGGAAAGGAAUCACCUAUAGAUCAUGGUUGGGCAUGGGUUAUUAUGUUUGCAUGUUUCAUGACCAAUACCAUAUGUAUGGGUUAUAUAAGAACGUUUGGAAUUUUAUUUGUGGAAUACCGAGAAAGAUUUGAGACAUCUGCAGCGACGACAGCUUUAACUAUGGGGUUUAGAAGUGGAGUACAAUCUAUAACAGCUCUAUUGGUACAUAAUAUUAUAUUAGAAUUUAUAACUGUUCGAUCAGUAGUAGCUGUAGGGGGAUUUAUUUAUGGUAUCAAUGUUAUUUUAAAAGUGUUUGCACCUGACAUAACUUAUGUUAUACUGACAGAGUGUAUAUUAGCAGGUGCUGCUCAUGGAAUGGUAUUCAGUCCAACCUUUGUAAUAUUAGGUCAAUAUUUUAAUAAAUACCGUUCAUUUGCCACCGCUUUUGCCACGUGUGGAUCAAGUUUAGGCGGUAUGCUGUUUGCCCCUAUGUUAAACUAUCUACUUGAUACAGAAGGUUAUAGUGGAGCUUUAUUAAUAUACGGUGGUCUAAUGUUUAAUAUUAUUCCAUUUGCUUGUUUAUUUCGUCCGUUAAAUCCUGAAGAAAUGCAAAAAGAUGAGGAACGCUCUGAAACUGACACCAUUGAUGCUACACUCGCAGUGGCGGAUAUUGGUUCUUUUUAUGGCUUAAAUCCUGUUGCCGGCAGCUCAACCUUUAUGGCACCCAAAAUAUUAAGCAACAGCGAAAAUAAUAUUGUUGUCGAUAAAAGAUUUCCUUUAGAUAAAAAUUUGGACAAUUCUAUUUAUAAAUCGGCCAGUGUUUCUCAUAUUAACAAAGUUAUACUCUUAGAUAGUGUGUUACAAUUAAAUGUUCAAAAUCGAAGGAUCGUGGACCAGGAAAAGGAUUCGAGUGAAAUAGUAACCAAAUCCAUUCCAGGACUUUUUCUAAAGCUCAUCAAAGUGUUUGACUUCAGAUUAUUCCAAGACUGUCGUUUUCUGAUCAUAUCAGCUUUUACAUUCUUUGGACCAUUUUCAGUUGGUACCGGUGGCGUUUUAUUACCGCCUCUAAAUAAAGAGAUGGGUCUGCACAGUACUCAAUCCUCCAACCUCCUCAUGGUGUUAGCAGCAGUUGAUCUCUGUAGUAGAUUUAUCAUUGGAAUAAUAGCUGAUAAAAACUGGAUAAGAAAACAGAAUAUUGUGAUUAUAUCUUUGAUUAUUCUCGGGGUUUCUUUUCAAUUUGUUGAAUUUUGUACCGAUUUUCCCCGGCUUGUGGUGUUUACAGUAUUAAUGGGGUUAUUUUCUGGUGCUUAUUUUGCGUUAUUAACUGUCAUAUUGAUAGAUAUAGUGGGAUUAGCUAAAUUAAGUCCUGUGUUAGGUUUUGUGCAGCUGUAUGGUGGAAUAUCUAGCGUAACAAUGUUUCCAUUAUUAGGUCUAUUACGGGAUGUGACAGGGAGCUAUGUUGCUGCCUAUCAGUUUCUCGGUGCUACUGCCUUUGUUACUGCUUUAAUUUUAUCAAUGGAACCACUAGUAAGGCGCCAUCGUAAAAAGGCAAAGGAAACUCCCGGCAUUAGUGUGGCGAAAAUAGAAGAUGGUGAGUGAAAAGGCUGUUUGGUUUACACGAUUUCAUUCAUUUUAACAAUAAUAUCCACAUGAACAUGUUGUCGAGAAUGUCUGGUCAUGGUAUCCAUGUGAAUAAAAAAUACUUUCUUGGUUUGGAUAUUCAGGUUCGAACUGACAUCCUUUCAGUUCCAUUUUACAACUCCUCGUCUUCUGAAGAAGACAAUAUAUAGUCUCACCCGGAACUUGCGGGUAGGCAUUACGGUUCAACCACAGUAUAGAUCUGUACUUAUAGUUGGAAUCUGUUUAAUCUAUGUAAAACUGGUGGACAACAUUAUCCUUUAGGAUUAAGGUUAUUCGAUGUCAUCGUAUUUUCAAACCAGAAUUUGACGAUUAUGUAAAAUAAAUGUCUCUUUAAGCGAUUUAAUUAUAUAUUAAACCGUGUAGAGCAAUAAAUUAAUCUACUGUCCAUGAGUUUCACCUUCUACCAACGAUCUCGUUAGUUCGAAAUAACACAAGUUUCUACUUGUAUCUAAUUAACAUCUUUAUCUUUAAAUUUAAAUCUUGUGAUACCAAGACGGUAUUUUCAGCCCACAACAGAGAGCUAGGGACAGAUGGACAAAUUAGCAUGAGCCUACGAUUUUGAGUUCGACUUCCCCCCACCAGGUAGAGGCAAAGGGUGCGCCUUUAGUAAAGAUGAACGUUAUUUAUAAAGAGGGUCUAUUGGAAUCCUUCAGCACAAACUAUUAAUAUGAAAUGUAUAUACAUAAAUAGAUUUAGCACUGAUUACUAUAUACUUAUUGGACAAUAUGAAAUCGGAUAUACACAGGUUUGCGUGGUCGUCUUAAAGUAAUAUGAAAUGUAACCGAGAGUGCUGAAAACUAUUCGUUUUAUAGUAGUAGAAAGACGAACCUUCGCGUUGUUUGUAGCAUACCGUUCAAUUACUAAAUGCCACUUACAGAAUUUAAAAGGGUUCAGAUUGUUUUUUCGAAAAAUCAAGUGAACGUAGGAUUGUUUAAAUAAUUAGUUUCAUGACUUUGAAGUAAAGGCCGUCUACGUCUUUCGUUUCACAGGGAUGUUCUACUUGAUGAAGGGGCGUAAUUCCAUACGCGCGUAAAUAUAACAUACCCCUUUGAAUUUUAGAAAUAGAUGUUACUCUCCAUUGCACUGCACACGUUACCAUUUUGCCCACUUCGUAAAUAUACAUUGAAACGCUUUAUAAAACCAUUUAUUUACAUAUUAAAUAAACUUACAGCACUAAACAAUUAUAAUAAAAACAAAAAUACUCAAAUAUUAUAAUGUCUAGCUAAAGAUCGGCAUUCAUCCCGAGCUAACAUAUCUAUAGAUAGGUAACAGCUGAUUUGAUACAAAAUAAUAGAUAUUAAUAUUAUAAUCAAUAUUUAUACAUUACUAUAGUUAAAGGGGCCAAAUCUCUAUUCUUUGGCACCUAGAAAUGGACACAAAUAGGUCGCAACGCAUAUAGUAAUGUAUUAUGAAUGUACAUAAACUAAUUUACAUUCAAUCGUUUCUGUUUUUAUCAUAAUUUCUAAUCAGUUAUAUUCGGCGACAUAUGCGACGAGUCCAAAUUGAAUGGCAGUCUAUGGCAUCUGGUUAUUCCAGUCUACAGCGG
This is a messenger RNA of Patella vulgata (common limpet), 3398 nucleotides long. RefSeq names its product monocarboxylate transporter 9. The transcript has 6 exons. Gene Ontology annotation, molecular function: monocarboxylic acid transmembrane transporter activity. Bases 161 to 1810 code for a protein of 549 amino acids. NCBI's taxonomy places the organism in Eukaryota, Metazoa, Mollusca, Gastropoda, Patellidae. Gene Ontology annotation, biological process: transmembrane transport; monocarboxylic acid transport. The record is from RefSeq and is a predicted model, not a curated record.